GCUAAGACACGGGACGAGGACGAGGCGAGGAGAGCAACAGCGUAAGCGAACUAGCGCGUGCUGUGGUGUGUGUCGGUCGGUCGGUCGGUCGUCGCCGCCAUGCUAGUGGUUAGUUUAGUGAACCAAACAUCAUGAUGUGGCAAAACGUUCGUACGAGCUAAGACUGAAGUAACCGCCGCGUUACCGGCGCGCCGUCGUUAUGUUAGCCACAAUAACUCACGACGUUCGAUAAUCACGUAAACACGUAACGUAAAGAAAAAAAAGUACAAAGGAAACAAAAACGCGAAAACGCGCUCGAACAAAAAGUUCCACGGCGGCAGCGACGAACGGACGAGCAGCUCGAUCCCUGCGUGCGGAACCGCACAACACUACGCCAGUCCCGAUGUAAAUUAAACCCGAAUCGUAGUAGAUCUAAACGCGGAACCGUUACGGAACGAUAUCGUCGUGCACGAUAGGAAACGACGAGUGCCAACGAUCAGCCUCCAUCGCGCGGCAAGGAGACGAUCACGAAUCGUAUACACGGUACGGAAAUAUUUACGCUCCUAGAAUCCGACGAAAGAAAGAAAGAAAGAGAGAGAGAGAGUGUAUGCAUGCUGUAUCUAUCGUGUGUCCCUUACUCGCGUGCAACGAGGAAAAAGUGUACGAGGAGUACGAAAUACGUGACUGCUUCUCGUGCGCGCGCGCGGUUACGUUCGUCGCCAGUGUGAACAGGGCUGUGUGCGUUGUACGUGGAUAAGAUGAGAGAGAGGGAAAGUGCGAAGGAAGAAUAGAAGAGGAUUGACAAGAUGCUGGAUCCGAGCGUACUAACGGAUUUAGAGGAACUGACGCUUUGCAGUUAUUGCAAGCAGAAGUAUAACGACGCGGAACAAUGCCCGAAAUAUCUUAGUUGCAAGCAUUACUUUUGCCUGCGUUGCAUAGAGAAUAAUUUCUUGAAGGGACGUGAGUUGUUUUGCGCGCACUGUUGGAAGAGGACGGACCUGGGCGACCAAGGACCAGACGCCCUACCGACUCACUCUCCUCUCCUCGCUCUAACCAACCAUUUUCCUCACUUAAAAAUCACCACGAACAACACGUCUGGAAAGACGAACGACAAGGAGAGAAAGAGUGAAAAUUGUCACACGCACGGUAUGCCUCUGGCAUUGUGGUGCGCGACAUGCUGCACGGCGCUUUGCAGAGCAUGUGCCACUCCACAGGAACACCCGGGUCACCAGAUUAAAUUGCAAACUGAUGCCAAAGAACAACUCAUAAACGACGUUCAAUUGGAGUUAGUUGCUAUGGGAAAGCUAUCGACCGAGAUUCAAAGACUGGCUAUGCAACAACGAGAAUUCUUAAUAAAGGUGUUGGAGGCUUGCGUGACGCUGAAGACGCACGUCGAGACUGAUCUGCAGAACGGCUGGAGUCACUUGCCCGAGAUAACGGAGACACGGGAGACCCUCGGGAAAGCGAAAGCCAGCCUACAGAUGAUCGACAGUCCCAGCGACGUGUACAAUCUCCAUUCGCAGCUGAUGUUAGAGAAGCAGAGAUUGCAGUCCAAGUACCAAGAAAUGAUGCUGCAGUGCCAGCUCGACGAUCUUAUCGGUAACUCGGGAGUGGUGUUCGAUUUCGCGUUGUUGAAGCAAGCGCUGGCCGGUAUCCACACGGGGGAGCCGAUCGUUUCUCAAGGGACGAGCAACGGCGGCAGACUACCGAACCACUUGGCGGCUUCACAGAACCCGGUACUGUUCCUCGCAAACUAUUGCAUGUCGCAGCUCUACUCGAGACACGUGGUCAGUAAACAGCAGCACAUGCAGAACGGUUCUAUAGAGUAUCACUCGAGCAUGAUGCAGCAGCAACCGGCUCCGCCGGGUUCCGUGCACGUGCACCAAGGACCGCCGCCGUCGGCGACCCCUCAGCAGCUUCUCAUCCCGCCUGGUUCGCCGUCCGUUAAACCAGUUCCGCCCGCGCCUCCGAACGCGAUGCUGCACCCGCAGCAACAGUCGACGUUCAUACCGGAAGGAGUUGGGACCGGCAGCGGGAGCCUGGUCACCGUCCACUCGUCCUCUCAACCGCCGUCCAGCGGAAUAGCAGCAUCCCUCCGGGGCCCCGCGAACCCCUACCCUUUGUAUUACUUCAGCAUCGAGGUGAACGGAUCGCCGCACGGUCGCAUCGUGAUAGAAGUGAGGCCGGACGCGGCGCCGAAGAUGGCGAAAAAUUUUAGCGUGCUCGCGACCGGCGAGAUCGGGAUCGGUUACAAGGGCUGCACGAUCUUUCAGUGCUGGGAGGGCGAGUCUGUGAUCACCGGCGACUUCGAGUUGAACAACGGUCGCGGUGGGAGGAGUAUAUACGAGGACGGAUACUUCAUGCCGGACGACACGAAAUUUCCCGCAGUGCGAGGAGCCGUCGGCAUGCGGAGGACGCAGAAGCGGCACGAUAAUCUCGGCAUGGUGGGCUCGCAGUUUCGUAUAAUACUGCAGGAGAUGCGCGGGUUCACGGGGAUCUUUGGCCACGUCGUCGAGGGAUUAGAGUUAGUCGAGAAGAUAUCUACGUUCGGCGACCAGACCGGCAAGCCUACGAAAAAUAUUCUAAUCACGAAAUGCGGUAAAUUGUAACGACGACACGCUACGCUGCUGCGGUUAGUAUACACCGAAGGGUAAAUCAUGCGUUACCCCCGUAUACUUUGUUUUCUCCGCUCUAGAUAACUAAAGGAAAUUUUAAGAUGAGUAUCGCGACGGUACCUCUGACAGCGUCAGGGAAUGGGAUGUUUAAUUAAGCAAAGCAAACAAACAAACAAACAAAAAAUGCAAAAAAAAUCAUGUAUACAUAGUAUCCGAUGAUAAAUGAUAUUACACGUCGAGAGACACCGUCGCGAGCGUAUAGCUCCAUGGUCUCGAUGCUCCGUACGAGUCACACAAUUUAAUUAACUAUUAACAAUAGAAUUCUAAAGAUGUUGAAUCUAUUUUUAAAACGUGGACGCGUAAGAGAACGAAGAAGAAAUAAAAAUCCAUAUUUUGCUAUUGAUUGGGAAUCUGUAUGAUUCUGUAUCUACAAUAACGACGACGAUGAUGAUGAUCGAUGAAAAAAAUACGUACCUCAAGAUCGAUCGUGAUAUCGAUACGACUUCUAGCUGUACGAUAUUUGUUUUAGAAGAAGUUCGACGUUUAUUUUGGCUAUUGACAUAUUGCUACGUAUAGUUGAUGUAAAGGGCGAUAUCGUACGGGAUUUAACAAGAGUUAAACGUGGGUUUAACGGCAUUCUCGUUGCCGAUGUUUUAGGUUGUAGGUAAUAAAAAGAAAAAGAGAAAAAAAUACGUAUAGAUGAGAGGAGUACGUACAGAGAAAACGGGGCGAACUCGUGUGCACGUGCAUCCGUAUAUUUGUAAAGGAACAAACAAACGUACAGGCGGGAACGUUCUUUUUUUCGUUUUGUAACCGCGUGACUUCGUAAAAGUCAAGAGAAGAAAUCGUGAUUCCAUAUACGCAGGUCGUUUAGAACAUUGAACGAUACGUCGGUGCGUGUGAGGGCCAAUUCUGUGUAUCGUCCGCCGAUCAACGAUCGCGUAUCGUUCCGUUUAUUUUUUUUCUUGUCCGAGGAGAGAAAAGGAGCUAAAAGGGAACAAGUAGAUGCGCGAAAUGAAACGAGUCGGGGAAAAUUUGCGGUUCCUAUCGGACGACUCGAGGAUACUCCUCCCUUUUUGCUCUUUGCCGUCGCGGUCGUCGCAGACCCGUCGUAAAUUAACUGUAUUUAAGAUUAGAUCUCAACAUGAAAAUGUAUACAAGGCCUAACUACUACUAUGUAGAUCGUAAGCCUCGUCGUCUGAUGAGAGAAAAUGAAGAAACGAACCGAAAUGAGCGAAUAUAUAUUAUAACGAAUCAUUCCUCGAUGCUGUAUGUCGAUAAUUUAACGACGUUAUAUACUAUACUCGUUCGAAUCCUCGUAAAAAGAAAAGUCCCAUCGUUAUGUAUCAUACUGUCGUGUACCCGUGUGCGAGGGACAGCGCGUCGAGAGAAAGAAUAGAAGAGAAAACAAGUGUCGUCUGUAAGUUGGAGCGUGUGAAACGAGUAGCGUACUUGGCGUACUGUAGGAAAUUCGCACGCAUCUCGACGUCGCGGAUGCCUUUUUCGAAGAAAGCCUCAUUCGAUGUUGAACUUGAAAGUUUUAACACUUGUUAAUUAGCUGAUUCAUCGCGGUCUAGCAAUGAAACGAAUGGGUGUACUUGUUGCGUCACGAUGAAACGUUAAGUAAAUCGCCGUUAGAAUUAAAGAAACCACUGCGUAAAUACGUACGACGAUCGAAGGGUGGUCGAAGCUCGAAUCAAUUUCUCUCGUUUCGGUCGUUGCGAACAAACGAAACAACCGCGUGAAACCCGUCGCCGCCGUCGUCGUCGACUCUCGAAUCUAGACGCGAAUAAUUAUGUGCAUGUUUUACCGAACCGAGCGAAGCUAUAGAAGCCCACCUGUAUACACAAAAAUAUCCACGCGCGCGCGUACUAUAUAUAUUUUUAUGAACGUGAUGAGGUAACAACGCAUAGCUUGUAAUAUUGAUUCUGACGAACCCGUGGGCUCACCUUGCCCCUCGCGUUCCAAUUAAAACGGUUGAGCGGUUAUCACCUCUUUCGUCCCACCCCUUAUUCUUUUCUCUCUCACUCCUAUUUUUUCUAUUCCUCGUUCACCUUUUUCGUUUUAAGUUAAGGCGUAAUCAUCGUUUACAUACGAAAAUUGUGGUCAUUUUGUUUACGGCCUACGAAAGCGCAUAUUCGUAGUGCACUUUGCUUAAACAGUUUUAUUAUUUCAUUAUACAUGUACGAAAAACGAAGUUCGUUGCCCAAGUUAAAUGUACUUUUAAUCAAUCGAUUUUGAGUUAUAAACUGUUUCUCUUUCA
Molecule: messenger RNA, 4857 nt
Organism: Ceratina calcarata
Lineage: Eukaryota; Metazoa; Arthropoda; Insecta; Hymenoptera; Apidae
Exons: 4
Coding region: 786-2588 (600 amino acids)
Biological process (GO): protein peptidyl-prolyl isomerization; protein folding
Cellular component (GO): cytoplasm
Molecular function (GO): peptidyl-prolyl cis-trans isomerase activity; zinc ion binding; cyclosporin A binding
Source: RefSeq, a predicted model, not a curated record